This is a messenger RNA of Argiope bruennichi, 980 nucleotides long. RefSeq names its product deoxyhypusine hydroxylase-like (gene nero). Gene Ontology annotation, biological process: peptidyl-hypusine biosynthetic process. The record is from RefSeq and is a predicted model, not a curated record. NCBI's taxonomy places the organism in Eukaryota, Metazoa, Arthropoda, Arachnida, Araneae, Araneidae. Gene Ontology annotation, molecular function: deoxyhypusine monooxygenase activity. The transcript has a single exon. Bases 53 to 973 code for a protein of 306 amino acids.
UUAAUAAACUUGUUACACAACAAAAUCGUGUUAACACGCUUUAAUUCUGGCAAUGGAAAACGUAAAAGAGAAUGUAACUAUAAUAGAAAAUAUUGGUAAAAUAUUGUUGGAUGUGGAAAGACCUUUGAAAGAAAGGUUCAGAGCACUCUUUACUCUUCGUAAUAUUGGGGGUGAAUUGGCUAUAAGGUGUAUAGAAAAAUGCUUCUCGGACUCAUCUGCUCUUCUCAAGCAUGAGUGUGCUUACUGUUUGGGUCAAAUGCAAGAUCCUCAGGCAGUUCCAAAAUUAGAAUCAGUUUUGGAGGAUUUGUCUGAGGAACCAAUUGUUCGUCAUGAAGCGGCCGAAGCAUUAGCCGCUAUCGGCCAAAAUGCCAGUCUACCUCUUCUUCGAAAAUAUAUUAACGACCCUUGUGUUGAAGUUUCAGAAACUUGUCAACUCGCUGUCCGGAAAAUGGAAGAGAGUGAUACAGAAGUGAGUACACGAUCCAAAAAUCCUUUCCAAUCCGUUGAUCCAGCAUUGCCAUUGCCAAAGGCUUCUUAUGAUUCCAUAGAUCAACUUGAAAAGAUACUUUUAGAUGAUUCCCAACCUCUUUAUGGAAGGUAUCAAGCCAUGUUUAGCCUUAGGAAUAUAAAUUCAAAAGAAUCAGCAGUAGCUUUAGCAAAAGGGCUCAGCUGUGGAAGUGCUCUGUUUAAACAUGAAGUAGCAUAUGUAUUAGGACAAAUGCAAAAUGAUGCAACUGUUAAACAGCUAGCUGAAGUUUUGUUUGAUGAAACUCAACAUGAAAUGGUACGGCAUGAAUGUGCAGAAGCCUUAGGAGCAAUUGCAACUGAAGAAUGUAUGAACAUUUUGAAUUGUUACCUUAAAGAUGAAAAGAGAGUUGUCAGAGAAAGCUGUGAGGUAGCUCUUGAUAUGUGUGAUUAUGAAAACAGUAAAGAAUUUCAGUAUGCAGAUUCUUUAAUAAAAGCAAUGUCAUAAAUGUUAA